Messenger RNA from Heterocephalus glaber (naked mole-rat), 1940 nucleotides. RefSeq names its product phosphatidylinositol glycan anchor biosynthesis class B (gene Pigb). Gene Ontology annotation, cellular component: endoplasmic reticulum membrane. Lineage: Eukaryota; Metazoa; Chordata; Mammalia; Rodentia; Bathyergidae. Gene Ontology annotation, molecular function: alpha-1,2-mannosyltransferase activity. The record is from RefSeq and is a predicted model, not a curated record. Gene Ontology annotation, biological process: GPI anchor biosynthetic process.
UGCACACGCGCGAGUUGCACUGGCCUCCUGCCCACAGCCGAGGAGCGCCGCGUCGGCCCCGACCUCGACAGGCGCCGCCACUCCACGGGGGGACUGCGCAGGCGCCCAGCUGCGGCUCCGCCCCUCCCGGCAGCCCCCGCGCCGCAGGUGACAGCAGCCCGCGAGGGCCAAACCUCGCGGAGGCGGUGCGGCCAGCGGCCGCAGCCCGAGCGGGGAUGGAGCCCCAAAGCGUCGCCGGGGGCCUCGCUUUCCGAGGCGCGCACGUCCGCUCCGGGGAGCAGGGGAGGCUGCAGACGGGAGAGUCGGGGCUGGGUGCGCAGGAGCGGCGCUCCAGGCCCCGCGCGGGCCCCCUCGGCACGGGCGCCCGCCUGGCCGCGCUGGCCGUCGCCCUGCGCGUGCUCAACCUCGGCCUGGUGCGCACGAGCUUCGUGCCUGACGAGCACUGGCAGAGCCUGGAGGUUGCGCACCGCCUGGUCUUCGGUUAUGGGCACCUGACCUGGGAGUGGACGCAGGGACUGAGGGGCUACACCUACCCCCUGAUCUUCGCGAGCAUUUACAAGGUUCUGCAUCUUCUGGGGAAGGACAGUGUGCAGCUGCUGGUCUGGACGCCCAGACUGGCCCAGGCUCUGCUGUCGGCCGUAGCGGACGUGAAACUUUACUCACUGACAAAGCGGCUGGAGACCCAGGAGGUGGCCGGAUGGGUGUUCUUUUGCCAGUUGUGCUCUUGGUUUACAUGGUAUUGCUGUACCCGAACCCUCACGAACACCAUGGAGACCGUUCUUACUACGAUUGCUCUUUCCUACUACCCUCUGGAAGGCUCCAAGGCCGUGAACAGUGUGAAGUACACCUCCCUGGUGGCCCUGGCCUGCCUUGUCCGCCCCACGGCCAUCAUCCCAUGGGUCCCGCUGCUUCUCAGACACGUGUGGCAGGAGCCCGCCAAGUGCCGUCUCAUUCUGUGUGGCUUUCUCCCUGUCGGGUUUGUAGCUCUGAGUCUGUCUCUGGUAAUUGAUCGUAUUUUUUUUGGCCAAUGGAUGCUGGUGCAGCUCAAUUUCCUGAGGUUCAACGUGCUGCAGGGCUCGGGCAGCUUCUACGGCUCCCACCCGUGGCACUGGUACCUGGGCCAGGGGCUCCCGGCCGUCCUGGGCCCCCACCUGCCCUUCUUCCUCCACGGCUGUGUGCGAGCCCCAGGGCGCUGCAGGGCACUGCUGGUGCCCGUGCUGUGGACGCUGUCGGUGUACAGCAUGUUGGGCCACAAAGAAUUCAGGUUUAUCUAUCCAGUCUUACCGUUCUGUAUGGUGUUCUGUGGGUACUCGCUCACCCACCUGAGGACGUGGAGGAAGCCAGCGCUCAGCUUCCUGCUUCUGUCCAACGCACUCCUCGCUCUCUACACGGGCUUGGUUCACCAGCGAGGGGCUCUUGACGUGAUGGGCCACAUUCAGGAAGUCGGCUGCAGCAGCGCCAACCUGUCCUCAGCCUCUGUGUUCAUGAUGAUGCCCUGCCACUCGACGCCUUACUACAGCCACGUGCACUGCCCACUCCCGCUUCGGUUCCUGCAGUGCCCCCCAGACCUGACUGGGCAGAGCGGGUAUCUCGAUGAGGCGGACACUUUCUACCUCAACCCCGCAGGCUGGCUCCAGACGGAGUUUCGCGCCACCCCGCUGCCUGCUCGCCUGAUCAUCUUCAGUGUUUUGGAGGAGGAGAUCCGAGCCUUCCUAACCUCAGGGAAUUACGAGAGAACUGCGGUUUUCUUCCACACUCACUUCCCAGAGGGCAGGACUGGAAGCCACAUUUAUGUCUAUGAGCGGAAGUCGGCCAGGCUGCAGGGGACGGGGUGAGAUGGCGCCGAGGUCCAUCCCGCUGCGAUCGAUGGGCUGCACUCAAGGAGUCACAGAAAGACACACACUAGUCCAGACUCCAAUAAAGACCUUUGGUCUUCCUCA